GCAAAGAAGGUCUUGAAUGUCGUAAUGUUGAGACAAAGAUUAAGGGCAAUGAAAUGUAUAAGCAUGGCUAUUAUAGUAAGGAUGGAAGUCAGGUAAAUAUUAAUAUGGCGAAUCAAAAGGUUGAAUAUAAAACCUACAAUUAUGCUAGCGAGGUUAUUAAUGAUACUAAAGCUGCCAGUAAUGAUGAAGGCAAAGCAUUUGAGCAUUAUUCGAGUCUAGUCGAUGCAGAUAAAACUGAUAAUAUUAGUCUUUUCAUCAAUAGCAAUGCAAGAGAACAAUGUAAUCCUGGAUGGUGCUACCAAAAUAGCAAAAAUUCAGAUAAAAAUAGCAAAAGGAUGCUUGAAUGGAGAUGGAAAGCUAGAGAAGGUCGAGAUUGUGAUGAAAAAAUA
Racocetra persica is the source of this 389-nucleotide messenger RNA. The record is from the annotation of a GenBank genome assembly. NCBI's taxonomy places the organism in Eukaryota, Fungi, Glomeromycota, Glomeromycetes, Diversisporales, Gigasporaceae.